CAGGACUAACCUUAUCACGUCUUAAGGUUAUCUAAGGUACCUUAACUCCGACAGCUCCGUAACUGCCGUGUUAUGUGUACGUCCACACCAAAAAUCCUCGAUUCACAGUCAAGGCGGUUGAGCCUGGUCAAUUCGCACAAGCAAUAUGGCGCCCCUUACUAUCGGCACAAGGAUCAAGCUGCCUAGCGGUUACGAGAUUCCCCAGCUGGGACUCGGUGUCUUCCGAACACCACCAAAAGACACCGAAGGAUGUGUCAAGGAGGCAUUCACAGCCGGGUAUCGACACAUUGACUCGGCAGCAUACUACAGAAACGAGGCCGCUUGCGGACAAGCCAUCAGGACCUCCUUAAUUUCCCGAGACGAAAUCUUCUUUACCUCCAAGGUCCCGCCCUCCAACCUUAGCUACGAAGGAGCCGCGGCCCAGGUCAACAAGACGCUCGCCCAGUCGGGCCUCGAGUACAUCGACCUCAUGCUGCUGCAUGCACCUUACGGCGGCUCGGCGAGGCGCAAGGGUGCCUGGAAGGCCUUAGUGGAGGCUGUCGAGGCCGGCAAGGUGCGCAGCAUCGGAGUGAGCAACUACGGGGUGCACCAUCUGGACGAGCUGGAGAGGCAUAUUGCCGAGCUCGAAGCCGAGCGCGGGGGGAAGGGCAAAGGGGGCGUCAUCAGCGUCGGCCAAUGGGAGAUCCACCCGUGGUGCGCACGCAGAGACAUCGUUGAGUGGUGUUCCAAGCGCGGCAUUGCUGUCCAGGCAUAUAGCCCCCUGGUUGUCGGACAGCGCUGGGGUGAGCCGGUGCUCAAGAAGCUCGCCGACAACUUACAGAAGGGGUUCAUCCCGCUUCCCAAGAGCGUCAAACCCGAGCGCAUCCGGGAGAAUGCCGAUGUCUACGACUUUGAGCUUACCCCGGAGGAGGUCAGCGAGCUGGAGACGGACGAGUACUCGCCUGUCUGCUGGGACCCAAACACGGCGUCGUUGGAUGAGUAA
Molecule: messenger RNA, 982 nt
Organism: Canariomyces notabilis
Lineage: Eukaryota; Fungi; Ascomycota; Sordariomycetes; Sordariales; Chaetomiaceae
Product: aldo-keto reductase-like protein
Exons: 5
Coding region: 146-982 (278 amino acids)
Molecular function (GO): oxidoreductase activity
Source: RefSeq, a predicted model, not a curated record